AUGAAAUCUUUCAUUGUAUUUGCUUUGGUUGUGGCCGUGGCCGCAGCUGCCACAGUCCCUGUGUACGAAAUCUCAGGAGAUAAAGCUGCCAAGGUUAUCAGGUUCGACCUGAACAACAUCGGUGUUAACGGUUAUGACUUCGCUUACGAGACUAGUGACGGUAAGUUUGCCUCCGAGGUUGCUGAGCUGAAGAACGUUGGAUUAGAGAACGAGGGUCUUGAAGUACGUGGUUUCUUCAGCUACGUUGAUAAUGAUGGCAAGGUUUACAGAGUAGACUACGUCGCCAACGACAAGGGUUUCCAACCAUCGGCUCCCCAUCUCCCCGCCUAA
Messenger RNA from Danaus chrysippus (African queen), 330 nucleotides. The record is from the annotation of a GenBank genome assembly. Lineage: Eukaryota; Metazoa; Arthropoda; Insecta; Lepidoptera; Nymphalidae.